Messenger RNA from Cebus imitator (Panamanian white-faced capuchin), 1881 nucleotides. It is a transcript of the gene ACADS, whose product is annotated as acyl-CoA dehydrogenase short chain. The coding region runs from base 112 to 1350 and encodes 412 amino acids. Lineage: Eukaryota; Metazoa; Chordata; Mammalia; Primates; Cebidae. Gene Ontology annotation, biological process: butyrate catabolic process; fatty acid beta-oxidation using acyl-CoA dehydrogenase. The transcript is spliced from 10 exons. Gene Ontology annotation, cellular component: mitochondrion. The record is from RefSeq and is a predicted model, not a curated record. Gene Ontology annotation, molecular function: flavin adenine dinucleotide binding.
UCGCGGCCCCAGGGGCGUGGCCUCUGCCCCGAGUCCCGCCCCUGCAGUCCGGAACCGCGCGCUAGCUGCGGGAAGUCGCGGAGGAGAACCUCAGAACCUUUUCUGUCACCCAUGGCCGUCGCACUCCUCACCCGGGCCUCUGGCCCUGUUCGCAGAGCUCUCCAUCCUAGAGACUGGCGGCAGUUACACACCAUUUACCAGUCUGUGGAACUGCCUGAGACACACCAGAUGUUGCGUCAGACGUGCCGGGACUUUGCGGAGAAGGAAUUAUUUCCCAUUGCAGCCCAGGUGGACAAGGAACAUCUCUUCCCAGCAGCUCAGGUGAAGAAGAUGGGCGCGCUGGGGCUUCUGGCCAUGGACGUGCCCGAGGAGCUUGGCGGUGCCGGUCUUGAUUACCUGGCCUAUGCCAUCGCCGUGGAGGAGAUCAGCCGGGGCUGCGCCUCUACCGGAGUCAUCAUGAGUGUCAACAAUUCUCUCUACCUGGGGCCCAUCUUGAAGUUUGGCUCCAAGGAGCAGAAGCAGAAGUGGAUCACGCCUUUCACCAGUGGUGACAAAAUUGGCUGCUUUGCCCUCAGCGAACCAGGGAAUGGCAGCGAUGCGGGAGCCGCUUCUACCACUGCCCGGGCCGAGGGUGACUCGUGGGUCCUGAAUGGCACCAAAGCCUGGAUCACUAAUUCCUGGGAGGCCUCGGCCGCCGUGGUCUUUGCCAGCACGGACAGAGCCCUGCAAAACAAGGGCAUCAGUGCCUUCCUGGUCCCCAUGCCAAUGCCUGGACUCACGCUGGGAAAGAAAGAGGACAAGCUGGGCAUCCGGGCCUCGUCCACGGCCAACCUCAUCUUUGAGGACUGUCGCAUCCCCAAGGACAGCAUCCUGGGGGAGCCAGGGAUGGGCUUCAAGAUAGCCAUGCAAACCCUGGACAUGGGCCGCAUCGGCAUCGCCUCUCAGGCCCUGGGCAUUGCCCAGGCCGCCCUCGAUUGUGCUGUGAACUACGCUGAGACUCGCAUGGCCUUCGGGGCACCCCUCACCAAGCUCCAGGUCAUCCAGUUCAAGUUGGCAGACAUGGCCCUGGCCCUGGAGAGUGCCCGGCUGCUGACCUGGCGUGCCGCCAUGCUGAAGGACAACAAGAAGCCCUUCAUCAAGGAGGCAGCCAUGGCAAAGCUGGCUGCAUCGGAAGCCGCAACCGCCAUCAGCCACCAGGCCAUCCAGAUCCUGGGCGGCAUGGGCUACGUGACAGAGAUGCCAGCAGAGCGGCACUACCGCGAUGCCCGCAUCACCGAGAUCUACGAGGGCACCAGCGAGAUCCAGCGGCUGGUGAUCGCCGGGCACGUGCUCAGGAGCUACCGGAGCUGAGCCCGCAGCAGGCUGGCCCAGGACUUCGGGAAGGCACGGGAGCCCAGGGCCUCCGCCCCAACCCCGAUUCAGAGGCUGGGCGGCCCAGAGGGGCUCAGCGCUGUCCACCCAGAUCAGACUGCAUGGGAAUGAGGUCCCCAGCCACCGUCGGCUCCACCUCUGGGACUUGCCACCUCCUCACCACAGUGCCUCGUGUUCUUCAUGAGUGGCCUGGCCUCUUGGGGGUGUGUUGGGGGGGGCUGAGUGACACUUGGGCACACCCCAGUUGUGCUCCUGGGGGCCUGGUGCCUGGCUUGAAGAUCCAGUGGGACAGGCCCUUGGUGGAGUCUGCCUUUUCCUUGACGUCAGGGGUCAGUAGCGGGGCUGGGGUCAGAAUGACGAGGCCCAGGGUCCUGGUGCUGGGCAGGCAGUGGGGCUGGGCCGUGGAGCUGGCCCUGAGGACCCUGAGCCCUUUGGAAAGUCUGAUGAAUGCUGGAGUCAGUGAUUGGUGCUGUGCAACUGGCUGUGGGUAAUAAACACACCUGUCCCCCA